GGGCCCGGGCCGCGUUCGGAUCGAGCAUGGCCGGGAAGCGGAGCGGCGAGGCCGGGGAGCGGAGCGGAGAGCCUGCGGCCAAGCGCGCCUGUGGCCCGCGGGACGAGGAGUUCAAUGGCGCCCGCUUCAAGGCGCUGCUGCGGGACCCGGCGGCCGCCGCCAAGGGGCUGGAGACCUUCGUGUCCAUCGCCAAAACGCUGCCGUCGCCCCAAGUGUACGAUGUCGUGGAGGGAUACGUGAAAAUUUCCAUGGAGUGUGCUGAGAUAUUCAGGCUUCUCGAUGGAGAAAGGAAGCCUGAAAGUGAAAUGCUGUUAAUCUUUCAGGCUCUAGAAGCCAUUUUAUUGAGGACAGCCAGCGACCUCUCACAUUUUUCUGUUGUGGGAAUGAACAUUGUCAAAAAGUUGAUUCAUUCCUAUAUGAAACUGGUCUAUGCUGCUUUGUAUUCUGAGAAUCACAGGGUGAGCCGGGGCUGCCUUACCCUGCUGUCGGCCAUGGUGGCUCAGGGCCCGGACUCGGCCAGGGAUGUCUACAGCCAUUUUGACUUCAACAACAAGUACCUGCCUGGAUUGCUGAAAAGAAGGUGUAAGCAGGGCAGACCAGAUGUCCGCAUGGCCUUCAUUCAGUUUGCUCUCUCCUUUCUCAUUGCUGGUGACAAUGCAAUCUUGGCACAGGUGCUGGAACUAAAAGAUUUCAUUCCAGCUAUUCUUCGCUCUGAAAUAAAGGAAGACAGAGUUUCUACUGUCAAUCUUCUGCUCUCCACACUGACAGCUAAGGUGGUUCAUAACAAAAACAUCAGCAAGACACAGAAGGUUCGUUUUUUCACUGCAGAAGUGUUGCUGCACAUCUCCUCACUGUACCGCUGGAAUGGCAUUACUGAUGUCAGCCCUGAGGAUUUAAAGGUGGCUCAAGGUUCUGAGGAGGUGGGCAAAGCAAUGGUGAGAGAACUUGUGCAUAGUUUCUUGAUGGACCUGUGCUGCUCUCUGAAACAUGGCAUAACCUUCUAUGAUCCAAGUCUGGGAACUUCUGGCAAGGGAGGAAAUGUGGUACUUCUGCACUUCCUGCUUGGUUUGAAAACUGCAACAGAAGAUGAAAUGGUUGCUGAUCUCGUGGUGAAUAUUCUCAAAGUGUGCCCAGAUUUACUGAACAGAUACUUCAAGGAGAGCCAGUAUUCCUUUGUUCCUAGAGUGAAGUCUGCUUGGAUGGACAACAUGAAGUUGCUCAAGAAGAUCUACGAGGCUCAACCAGAGAUCUCCAAUGCUUUUAAGAGUUCAGAAUUUAUUCCUCUUCCCAGAUUGCUUUCUAUGGUGAUGGUGACAACAGUCCCUGCAGUGUGCAACAGAACAAUGUUCACCCAAGGGUUAAAUCUGCCCAGCACAGAGGUGAAGCAGAGCAUCCUGUCUCUGGUGUCCAUGGUGCUGAGAAGAGCCCUGAGGAACAUUCAGCACUGCUUGUCUGAGGAAACCUGGCAGAGGUCACAGAUCUACACUCUGCCUGCACUGCAGGAGUUUGUGCAGCUCUACAGAGAAGCUGUCAGCAAGGUUUUGCCAGACAUGACCAGCAUAGUGGCUGUCUGGCAGUCCCUCCUGAAGCAAGAGAGAGAACACAGCAAUGGCCCAGCAGAGAAGAAGGAAGGUGAUGUCCCCACUGUGAAGGCAAUGCCUGAGACAGAAGCUGCUGAGCAGCAUGGUUCAGAUGAUGCUGAGACGCUGCUUCUGAAAGCUGCCCUGCUUCAGGUCAUAUGUCUGUACCAGAAGGUUGUGCCCCACAUGGUAGCACAGAGCAACUUUGAUUUCAGCAAGCUGAUAAAAGGUAUAGUCACUGAAAAGGGUCUGCGGGAGGAGGUGCCUCCUCUCCUGCAGAACCACAUCCUGAAGGUGGCUUUGGAGCUUCCUGCCAAUAAAUUUGCCUGGUUCAAAGUACAGGACAUCUCUGAGACAGAGAAGAUAUCUGGUGAAAAAUCAGUCUUCUAUUUACUGAUGAAAAUGUUUGUUUCAAGUUCCCAUUCUCAUCUGAAAAUUUCCACCAAACAGUUGAUCAUCAAGGUUUUACGUGACAGUGGAGUGUUUGAGUACACGUGGAAGGAACUUUCAGUCUGGCUGGAACACUUGGAUAAUACAAAAGAAGACCAGAAGGAAGCAGUGAUUCAGUUUUUGGAAAGGAUCCUGCUGAAGCUGGUGACAAAGCCCUAUCCCUACACAGACAAGGCAGCAGACGUGGUUCAGGAGGCCAGCAUGCUGCAGGCCUCCCUGUUUAAACAGGACUCUGACAACAUCAGCAUCCCUGUCUCUCACAUUGAUGAUGUCCUGGAUAUGGUGGAUGUUCUGAUCGAGGGCAGUGAUGACUUCGAUGAAGAAAUUGGGUUCUCUUUAAAUGAAGACAUGAUUAUCCAGACAUUUCCCUUCAGUGCUGUUGUCCCUGCUGCAUUAGAGGCCAGGAAUGUACUGUUGCUUCAGUCUGGAGAUGGAACAGGAGCACACAUCGUGGAGUACCUUGCUGCUGUGUUCACUGACCUCCUGCACUCUCAGAGGGAACCCCUUGCUCUCUGCUUGAUGUUCCAGCUCUAUGACAAGGAUCUCAAGUCCCUGAAAGUGUCUAAGUACCCUCAGCUCUACCAGUUUAACCAGUACUACAAGCUCUGGAUACCCAAGCAAUCCCAGGAACCUGUGUUUAAAAACCACAAGGGGGUAAGUGAAGAACCUGCUGUGGCACUGGAUUCUGUAUUUCCCGCUUUGCUCAAGAGUGCCUAUGAGAGAGGAAGCAAUGCCUUACUGGAAGAUGGUGUGCAGGCAAAACUGAGAGACUUGGCUUCCAGGCUGCCCCCUGAGCAGCUCUUGCUGGGAGUGAAGCACGUGCUGCUGUACCUGAAAUCCACCGUGGAGAGCUUCAGCAGUGUUGGUAAAACCUUGGGUCCUCAGCUCAUUGACCUCUAUGUGGACAUUCUGAGCCUCUUGUUGUGCCGGGGCAGUCAGGUAAAGCUGGAGCAGCAGCAGCAGCAGGAGGAGCACCAGGCUGAGUCAGAUCUCUUCAUGGAUGAGGAGUCUCUGAUGGCAGAAGGGUCUUCAAAUGACCAGACCCUGGAGGAUUUGCUCGCCCUGAUUUUCAGACACCCUACGCUGGAGAGCUGGUUCCUGGCCGUGCAGCUGCGCUCUGUUCCUCAGCCUGGCUUGAACCCCGUCACUGUGAAGCUCCUGUCAGCUCACCUCAGUUCUGGGGUGCUCCAGCUGCUGAAAACAGCUGCCCCCAUCGUGCAGGGCCUCACAACAGAUCACAGACACGUCUUGUCCAAGUAUUUCGAGGCUGUCACCAAAAGUGUCCUGGCAGAGCUGCAGGCUGUGGGCAAGGGCAGAAGCCAGGCCUGUGCCAGGAGGUCUCAGCAGCUGCAGGCUCUGGAGGAGCUGCACACGUACAUGGCUGCAGCCCAGCUGAAGGAGAUCACUCUAACCAUGCUGCAGCUUCCUGAGAUGAGCUUGACUGAGCAGAAAUCUGACGAAUCCCCUAAGAAGGGGAAGCAGUUAAACUUCUAUGGACAAGUUUUGGUGAAGCUCCUUACAGACAGCUACCAAAGGCAUCCCCAGCAAGGAGAGUUUCUGCUCUCCACAGGGCACAUUAAAGCUUUGGGGGUACUGAUGUCAGCAUCAGCCAGCAAGGAUUUGGAGGAGGUUUUCCUCCAGGCUCUCCAGAGUGAGCCAGUCCUUGCCCUGGCUGUUGGUGUCGAGGUCCAGGCUCACUGCCUGGCCCGGUGCUCACACACCUCCCUGGGCAUCGUGGCCGUGCUGAUCCAGCACUGCAGGACUCACCUGCUGCAGUUUGAGCUCUGGUGUCUGGGCAGUGGCACUGGGAAGUUCCUCAGGAAGCACAUGGAGAGCUUCCUGCCCCUCAUUAAUGUGUACUUGCAGUGCAGAGACCAGCACAGCUUCAGCCGACCUUCCGCAGUUAUCUCAGCUGUCACCCCUGUCCUGAGGAAAGCCCUGUGGAAGGAGCUCUGUGCCGGCAUCCAGGACAGCGGAGCGUCACACGAGGCCUCUCUGAAACUGCAGAUCCUCGCAAAGUUACUGCCACCUGUGCAAAGCAAAGGGCUGCACAGCCUGAUGGAGUGCCUUCCUGCUGCUCUGGAGAGAGCAGGGAGUGAGGAGAGCUGGGCCGUGGCAGAUGCCAUUUCCACAGUGCUUAAAGACUCGGAGGAGCUGCGUUCCUGGAGGAGACAGCUCUUGUCAGCCUGCAUGAAGGGGUUGGUGGCCACCUACAGCAGCAGUAAGGAGGAAAGCAAGCCAGAAGUGGAGAGGUCCAUGCUGCUGAGGCUCGAGGAAUUACUGGGUGUGCUUGGAGAAGUGGACCCAGAUGACUGGUGCAGCCUUGUGAAGACAGGACUCAAGUACCGGUACAGGGAUGGGACAUUCCUGAGGGUGCUGAACGCUGCCAUCCAGUUACUGUACAAGGAGGAAUCCCCACUCGGGCAGAGCUUGCUCAGGCUCUCCAAGCUGCACAUGAUGGUCACACAGCACUCUCUGUUUCUGUCUGCCAUCCUGAGGCACAGAGAGGAGGAUGGCGCCAACGCCCAGACCAGAGAGGCUCUGGUGGACAUCCUGCUGACGGCUGUGCAGCUCAGCCCCUCUCUGUGUGACAGCAGCCACCUCCCCGUGCUGCUGGGAGCCUACGGGGCCACGCUGAGCACCACAGAUCAGAAGAUACUGCUGCUGCUUCAGCUGUAUGAGAAGAAUAAUCAAAGUCUUAUCAACUCCAGGAUCCUGCUGUGGGGUCCAGCCGCUGUGGAGCAUCACAAGACGUGCAAGAGUCUGGGGAAGUCCCUGUGGCAGCAGCCCAGCAUGGAGGAGAUUCUGUGUCUGCUGGAUCGGGAGAAGAUGAUGAGGACGAUCCUGUCGUUCCCUCAGCACCGCCGGCUGCUGCCAUCACAGGGGAUACAAGAGUCACUAUAUAAAGAUGAAACAGUGAAGAGCCUUGAUGACUUCUAUGAUCCUUGUUUUCUGCUUCAGCUCUUCAGUGAACUGACCAGGCCAGAGUGCGUGGUGGCCUGUCACAAGUUUGUGGAAGUCAGUGCCCUGGGUCUCACCGUGGCUGCCCUGAGCAGCUACGACCCCAGCAUGAGAGCGGCGGCGUAUUUUGUGCUGGCCUCCUUCCGCUGCCACCUGGACGGGGCUCGCUGUCGGGAGCAGAGCCAGUUGCUGUAUCUCUUGGACGCCGUGCAGAACGGAAUCAGGCAGCCCAACCUCAGGCUCACCUUCUCCCUGAGCCUCUACAUUGCCCGUGUGGCACAGCAGAUCCUGAGGCCAGAGGACCACAUGUACAUAAAGGUGAACAGAUUCCUGCUGUCACACCAGUAUUUGGACCUGAGGAAGGUACCAGGCUUUUUCCAGCUUUUCUACAGUUUUGAUUUUGAGUACAAAACAGAGCGGGAGUGGAUCCUCAGGUUCCUUGGGGAAGGGCUGCGUGACAAACACUGCUAUGAGCUCUAUGACUACCAGAGGAUUUUCCAGGUCAUUCUGUCCUUCUUCAACAGUCCUUUGUGUGACGAGGGCUCCCAGCGUCGCAUCCUGGAGAUCUUGCAGAGUGCUGCCCGUGUCACCAGAGCUGCCUAUGAGCUGGUGCAGGAUCACAGCCUGCUCACGUGGCUCCUGCACAGCCUGGAGAGAAGGUACAGACUGUCCAAGCAAGCAAAGGACAAGCAGCUCCUAGCAGAGAAUUCCACCUUCACCACCAGAAAGCCAGUUUCUUGCAUUGUUAGUGAGAGAGACAUGAAGGUAUUCUGA
Molecule: messenger RNA, 5765 nt
Organism: Zonotrichia albicollis (white-throated sparrow)
Lineage: Eukaryota; Metazoa; Chordata; Aves; Passeriformes; Passerellidae
Source: RefSeq, a predicted model, not a curated record